GAGGCGGCCCCAGCACCCCCCUUCUUCUGCCCCCCGCCCCCGAGCCGCGGCCAUGGACCCGGCGGAUCUGGCCUGCCCUGGCCCAGCUCAACACCUGAUUUCGGUGAGGUGACCGUUCCGGCGGCUAGCGUGAGUGUGCCGGCCUGGGUGAGGAGGCAGAGACAGCCUGCCGGGGCGUCUCUCACUUGUUCCAGGGCCUGAUGUCAGAGGCCAUGGACCAGCCCGCUGGGAGCCCUGGAAAGCCGAGGCCGGGAGAGGGUGGUGACAGUGGCACGGAACCGGGCACCUGCCAGGAGCUCCUGCACCGACUUCGGGAGCUAGAGGCAGAGAACUCGGCGCUUGCCCAGGCCAAUGAAAACCAGCGGGAGACCUAUGAACGCUGUCUAGAUGAGGUUGCCAACCAUGUGGUGCAGGCACUGCUAAACCAGAAGGACCUGCGGGAGGAGUGCAUCAAGCUGAAGAAGAGGGUGUUUGACCUGGAACGGCAGAACCAGAUGCUGAGCGCCCUGUUUCAGCAGAAACUCCAGCUGACGAAAGGCUCCCUCCCUCAGAUCCCACUUGCGCCGCUCCAGCCGCCUUCAGAGCCACCGGCUUCUCCCUCCCUGAGCUCUGCCGAGGGACCGACCACCCCGCUGCCACUGGGGCACUGUGCUGGGCAGAGAGAGGUGUGUUGGGAGCAGCAGCUGCGGCCAGGAGGCCCAGGACCCCCGGGACCCCCGGCUGCCCCACCCCCGGCACUGGAUGCCCUGUCCCCAUUCCUUCGAAAGAAAGCGCAGAUCCUGGAGGUGCUGAGGGCCCUGGAAGAGACCGACCCGUUGCUUCUUUGCUCGCCUGCCACCCCGUGGCGGCCCCCAGGCGAGGGUCCCGGCUCCCCAGAGCCCAUCAACGGCGAGCUGUGUGGCCCACCCCAGCCUGAACCCUCCUCCUGGGCCCCCUACCUGCUCCUAGGCCCUGGUAGCCUGGGAGGCCUGCUACACUGGGAGCGCCUCUUGGGGGGCCCAGGGGAGGAAGAGGGUGCUGGGCGGCCCUGGGGCCCUGGUAGGGGCUCCUCCCAGGCCCAAGGCACUGGCUCUGGGCCACCCUGUGCCCCAGGCAGCAGCAGCUCCUCCUCCUCGGAUGAGGCAGGUGACCCCAACGAGGCGCCCAGCCCUGACACCCUGCUUGGGGCCCUGGCCCGCAAACAGUUGAACCUGGGCCAGCUCCUUGAGGACACAGAGUCUUACCUACAGGCCUUCUUGGCCGGGGCUGCAGGCCCACUCAACGGGGACCAGCCAGGUCCCGGGCAGCCAUCUUCCCCAGACCAGGGCCCCCCACAGCUGUCCAAGUCCAGAGGCCUCCCCAAGUCAGCUUGGGGUGGGGGUACCCCAGAGGCCCACAGGCCGGGCUUUGGUGCUACCUCAGAGGGCCAGGGGCCCCUCCCCUUCCUCAGCAUGUUCAUGGGUGCGGGUGAUGCCCCCCUGGGCUCGCGGCCUGGCCACCCCUACUCCUCAUCUCAGGUGAAAAGCAAGCUCCAAAUUGGCCCCCCUUCUCCCGGGGAAGCCCAGGGACCCCUUCUGCCCUCUCCAGCCAGAGGUCUCAAGUUUCUAAAGCUGCCUCCAGCUUCGGAGAAGGUCCCCAGCCCAGGAGGCCCCCAGCUGAGCCCCCAGCUUCCCCGGAACUCCCGAAUUCCCUGUCGCAACAGUGGCUCUGAUGGUAGCCCCUCCCCGCUGCUGGCCCGCAGGGGUCUGAGUGGAGGAGAGCUGUCCCCGGAGGGAGCACAGGGCCUGCCCACCAGCCCUUCCCCCUGCUCUGCAGCUCUGGACUCUGCACAGCUCAGACCUCCCCAGCCAACAUUGUCCACCACGCUGUCCCCAGGACCCGUGGUCUCUCCCUGCUAUGAGAACAUCCUGGACCUUUCCCGGAGCACCUUUAGGGGGCCUUCCCCAGAGCCACCUCCAUCCCCACUGCAGGUACCCACCUACCCACAAUUAACUCUGGAGGUGCCACGGGCCCCUGAGGUCCUCCGAAGUCCUGGAGCUCCCCCCAGCCCUUGCCUCCCAGAAUCCUCCUAUGGGAGUGCCCAGGAGAAGAGUUUGGACAAAGCCGGCUCGGAGUCUCCCCAUCCUGGCCGCCGGACCCCCAGCAGCUCGUCCAAGAAGCCCAGCCAGGGGGCAGGGCGGCGACCUGGGGAUCCUGGCUACACCCCUCUGCGGGACAGACUGGCAGCCCUGGGGAAACUGAAGACUGGCCCUGAGGGGCCAGAGAAAAACGGGGUGCCAGCCAGGCCUGGCACUGAGAAGGUGCGGGGAGCAGGGAGGUCAGCAGAGAGCCCUGGAGAUGUGGCGCCUCCCACCCCCCGGCCUCCUGAGGGGCCAGAAGCCAAGGGGGCCCUGCGGGGGGCAGUGGCCUUGGGCACGAGCAGCCUGAAGCAGCAAGACCCUGGGCUCCUGGGGGACCCCGGGGCCCGAGUCUACUCCUCCCACUCCAUGGGGGCCCGGGUGGACCUGGAGCCCGUCUCACCAAGGAGCUGCCUCACCAAAGUGGAGCUGGCCAAGAGCCGGCUGGCAGGGGCCCUGUGCCCCCAGGUACCCCGCACACCUGCCAAAGUGCCCACCUCAGCCCCCAGCCUUGGCAAGCCCAAUAAGAGCCCCCAUGGCAGCCCGACGAAACUACCUUCCAAGUCUCCCACCAAGGUGGUACCCCGCCCGGUGGCCCCACCGACCACCAAGGAGCCCCCUAAGCCUGACAAGGGGAAGGGCCCACCAUGGGCAGACUGUGGCGGCGCUCCGGCCCAGCCUCCGUCCCCUGCCCCUGGUCCUGCAGACGCAAGCCAAGGCCCUGAGGGCCGGGCCCCGCACUCGGCCAUCGAGGAGAAGGUGAUGAAGGGCAUCGAGGAGAACGUGCUGCGGCUCCAGGGCCAGGAGCGGGGACCAGGCGCCGAGGCCAAGCACCGCAACGCCAGCAGCAUCGCCAGCUGGUUCGGCCUGAAGAAGAGCAAGCUGCCGGCGCUGAACCGCCGCGCAGAGGCCGCCAAGAGCAAGGAAACGGCCAGCGGGGGCUCACCGCUCCGGAAGGAGGUCAAGGUGGAAUCCCGGAAGCUGGAGGCCGAGAGCCUCAACAUCUCCAAGCUGAUGGCUAAGGCGGAAGACCUCCGCCGGGCACUGGAGGAGGAGAAGGCCUACCUGAGCAGCCGGGCCCGGCCGCGGCCCGGAGGACCGGCUCCAGGACCAAGUACGGGGCUGGGGCAGGUGCAGGGCCAGCUGGCUGGCAUGUACCAGGGCGCAGACACCUUCAUGCAGCAGCUGCUCAACAGGGUGGAUGGCAAGGAGCUGCCGCCCAAGAACUGGCGGGAGCCCAAACCCGAGUAUGGCGAUUUCCAGCCAGUGUCCUCUGACUCCAAGAACCCCUGGCCAGCCUGUGGGCCUCGAAAUGGCCUGGUGGGGCCUCUUCAGAGCUGUGGAAAACCUCCUGGAAAGCCAAACAGCGAGCCGGGAAGGCGGGAAGAGAUGCCCUCAGAGGACAGCCUGGCUGAGCCAGUGCCCACCUCACACUUCACAGCCUGUGGCUCCUUGACUCGAACCCUGGACAGUGGCAUUGGGACCUUUCCACCCCCAGACCAUGGCAGCAGUGGGACCCCCAGCAAGAAUCUUCCCAAGACAAAGCCACCACGGCUGGACCCCCCACCCGGAGUGCCCCCGGCUCGGCCCCCACCCCUUACCAAAGUCCCCCGCCGUGCCCACACGCUGGAGCGUGAGGUGCCAGGCAUAGAGGAGCUUCUGGUGAGCGGGCGGCACCCUAGCAUGUCAGCCUUCCCCGCACUGCUCACCGCCGCUCCGGGCCACCGGGGCCAUCAGACCUGUCCUGACGAUCCCUGUGAAGACCCAGGCCCUCCCCCUCCUGUCCAGCUGGCUAAGAACUGGACCUUCCCCAACGCGAGGGCAGCCAACAGCUCCACUGACCCUUUUCUAUGCCCAUCCCGACAAUUGGAGGGGCUGCCCAGGACCCCCAUGGCCCUGCCCGUGGACCGGAAGCGGAGCCUGGAGCCCAGCCGCCCAGCCCCUACACCCCAGGGCCCAGCGUUUGGAGGUAGCCGCACGCCCAGCACAUCGGACGUGGGCGAGGAAGGGAGAGUGGCCAGUGGCGGCCCACCAGGUCUGGAGACCUCCGAGUCUCUCAGUGACUCCCUCUACGAUUCGCUCUCCUCCUGUGGGAGUCAGGGCUGAGGAGCAGUGCUGCAUUAGGGCCCCUCUCUGGCGUUGGAGACCACUGACUGGACCAGCUCUCCUCGUGCCCCAUCCCUUGGGGCCCGUGGGGCCCCUCCCUGCAGGGACCAAGGAGGCAGAUGGAUCAGAAGGUGAAGGGGGUCCCUGACACACCCCAUUGCCCACCGCUGCUGUGGAGGGGAUGCCCACUCUCAGCUCAGGGAGAGACCCCACCCUUGGUCCCUUCUCUCGCCUGGAGUAAGGCUCGUCCUCUGAGGGACUGGGGGUUCAAGGUCGCAGUGUCCCGACCCCCAGCGCCCCCUUCAGGCUGAGCCAUCUUGUGGUGCUGGGCUUCCCGCCCACCAGCUGUGCCAUCUCUGCCCAACCUGGCUGCUCCCUGCCCUGGAGCCCCGUGGGGCCAGCCCCGAGUCCCCGUGCCGGUGGAGUUUGGGGGGCGAAGGGUCAAGUUGCCUUCUCUCUCUGUCUGCCCUGGUCCUCCCUGCUGUCUGGAUGGUGCUGCCCUCCCCUGCCCCAUGUCUUUGGGGUCCGUUUGUCUGUCUUUUUGUGGUUUUUUUAUAUUGAAGCGCCUGGCCCAGCCCCCACCCCCAUCCCCGCACUGCGGUUAAUUUAUCUGUCGUUAAGAACUCGGCUGCUCUGCUUCCAGCCUCUGCUUCUGCCCUAUUCCUAAUAAAACGUGGAGGCCCCUCCCUG
Odobenus rosmarus divergens (Pacific walrus) is the source of this 4892-nucleotide messenger RNA. It is a transcript of the gene NCKAP5L, whose product is annotated as NCK-associated protein 5-like. The coding region runs from base 201 to 4202 and encodes 1333 amino acids. The record is from RefSeq and is a predicted model, not a curated record. Lineage: Eukaryota; Metazoa; Chordata; Mammalia; Carnivora; Odobenidae. The transcript is spliced from 13 exons. Gene Ontology annotation, biological process: microtubule bundle formation; microtubule depolymerization. Gene Ontology annotation, cellular component: microtubule plus-end.